AUGCUUACGACAGCACCACACCUGCACAUCCGGCGGCCCUCGCCGACCACGACCGAGUUCACCGUGUCGACGCUCCCGCCCCAGACGAUGCCGCUGCGGCUUCUCCUCGCCGUCGUGAACCUGCUCCGCCUCCUGCUCGGCAUCACGGUCCUGCUGGUGCUCUACGCCAAAUGGUCGCUCUACUCGCCCUACACGGCGCCGGCGAGCCCCCCUGAGGCGCUCUCCCUCGCCUCUCUCGCGCACGCGCUCCAGCACGUCCUGGACUCGGCGCCGGGCCGUCUGGCGCAGCGCGCGGCCGCGGGGACGCCGGCGUGGGCGCUGGGCCCCGCUGCGCUGGUGGCGCUGUACGCGGCGGUGCGGCGGGUGCACGCGGCCGAGUCGCUGCUGGUGCUGCGGGGGCUGGGGAUCCAGACGAGCAGCUCCGGGGCGACGGUGCUGGGCGCCGCGGCCACACGCUUCAUCCCGACCGAGAAGAUUCAGGACGUGCUGAUCAACGAAGCCUUCCGCGGCUUCGAGGUCCGCCACUACCUGAUCGUCGUCGUCGACGGCGAGGAGGACGUCGUCGUCGUCUUCCCCAAGCUGCUGCCCCGCCGCGACGUCGUCGAGCGCGUCUGGCGUGGCGUCCGCGGCUGCCUCUUUGAUGUCAAGCCCAGGCCCAAGGACGAUGACGGGCAGGCUCGCGGGAAUGGGAGGAGGACGAACGGGAAGAUAUGA
Neoarthrinium moseri is the source of this 714-nucleotide messenger RNA. RefSeq lists its product as uncharacterized. Gene Ontology annotation, cellular component: glycosylphosphatidylinositol-N-acetylglucosaminyltransferase (GPI-GnT) complex. The record is from RefSeq and is a predicted model, not a curated record. Bases 1 to 714 code for a protein of 237 amino acids. Lineage: Eukaryota; Fungi; Ascomycota; Sordariomycetes; Amphisphaeriales; Apiosporaceae. The transcript has a single exon. Gene Ontology annotation, biological process: GPI anchor biosynthetic process.